AUGGAGGAACUUAAAUUAGACCGAUCAGCAAAGUUUCUUGUAGUAGGAAUAGAGAAUAUAUCAAAGUCCAGGUUAAAUCAGCUUGAAGAAUGGAAACAGUUGGAUAAUCCGAACAAAUCCUCAGUUGAUAGACUAAACAGAAGAAUUAUUACUGAAGUCAACCUCAAUAACGACGAUGAAGAUAACGAUGACAAUGGUAGAGCAAACAGGACUAAUGCACAAGAUACUUAUAAGUUAUAUUUGGAGGACAUUUCAACCAAGAAUAUUACACAAGCUUAUGAAAAGGAACCAUUACGAUUUUUACGUGUAGAAAAUACCGGCACUCCCCUACCAAUAAAACUUGGAGGUAGAUUAACAGUUUUAAAGGGAGCACUGACUUUCAAUGGAGUGCUACUUCUCACGAAUAAAAAUUGUGAAUAUCAUGGCAUUCAUCCGGACGAUGCGAACUAUGUGUCUAUACUAAAUGAUGGUGUAAUUAAGAAACAAAUUGAGUUACUCCUGCUCUAA
Candida dubliniensis CD36 is the source of this 507-nucleotide messenger RNA. It is a transcript of the gene NCE4, whose product is annotated as Nce4p. The coding region runs from base 1 to 507 and encodes 168 amino acids. The transcript has a single exon. NCBI's taxonomy places the organism in Eukaryota, Fungi, Ascomycota, Pichiomycetes, Serinales, Debaryomycetaceae. The record is from RefSeq and is a predicted model, not a curated record.